Molecule: messenger RNA, 3742 nt
Organism: Procambarus clarkii (red swamp crayfish)
Lineage: Eukaryota; Metazoa; Arthropoda; Malacostraca; Decapoda; Cambaridae
Source: RefSeq, a predicted model, not a curated record
UCAUUAGAGGAGAAUAUACGGUCGUUAGAAUUCCUCAUUAGAGGAGAAUAUACGAUCGUUAGAACUCCGCUCACGAAGCCACUAACCCUCAUCUCUCCCCUCAGGUUGGACUUGAGAGAAGGCGGAGAGAAGGAGGAGUUCGUGGACCCGGCCAUGGAAGGUAGGGUCAGGUCGGACGUUAAGGCUGCCUACUUGACCCUUGACCCCCUGCAAGGUCACGACUCCGGAAGGUACAGGUGCCGGGUGGAUUUCAAGGUCUCCCCGACCUUGUUCGCGCUGGUAAACCUUACCGUCUAUGUUGUCCCGUCUCGCCUGGUGGUGUUGGACCAACACAGCCGGCCAGUUCCAUCCGGCCUCCUGGGUCCCCUUACAGAGGGCGAUCCCCUCACCCUUCUCUGCGUCGCCACAGGAGGUCGGCCGGCGCCGGAAGUGACGUGGUGGCGCGGGACAACUCUCCUGAGCAACAGCAGUAGCAGCAGCAGCCACAUCCUGAGCCACAACGGGUCCCCCAGCCGGCCGGCACCCGCCAACGCUAUCAAUUCCUCGCCUGCGGGCGUGGGCGCGGAGAUGGGCGUGGGCGUGCGGCAGGUGAGGGCGGAGGUGAGCAUCCCGGCCCUCACCAGGGACUACCUACACGCCAACCUCACCUGUCGCGCCAACAAUAACAAUAUAACUGAACCGCUGUCCACCUCCCUCGCCAUACUGCUUUUCCUGCGGCCCAAGACGGUGGAGAUCAGCACGCCGGAGGCGCCGCUGGUGGCGGGGCAGCAGGCGAGGCUGGAGUGUGUAGCGGUGGGCGCCUAUCCUGCAGCGUCUCUGGUCUGGACCCUCACCCCCGCCCACGGCGCCCACACUACUACCCUGCCCUCCUCCUGGCGGCAGGUGGGCGAGAAGACAUCGUCGUGGGUGCGGGUCGUACCAGCUGCCGAAGACCACCUGGCUACAGCCACCUGCUCCGCCCACAACCCCAACAUCACCACCACCCUCCACCCGGGCCUCACCACCUCAACCACCUUACACGUCCUCUUCGCGCCGGUGGUCAAGCUGGAGCUGGGUGCCAACCUCGGGUCGCUGCCCAUCACCGAAGGCAAGGACGUCUACUUCGAGUGUGAGGUCGCCUCCAACCCUCCAGCCAGAGAGGUCAUCUGGAGGAAGGACGGAGUCCGCGUGAAGAACGACCGCAAGUCCGGGGUGCUGGUGUCUGAGAGGAACCUGGUGCUGCAGAUGGUACGGAGGACCUCCGCCGGCAACUACACCUGCAGCGCCACCAACACCCAGGCCACCACCACCAGCAACACCCUCUACCUCGGUAUAAGGUACUUGCCGGUGUGUGUGGGGGAGGCGCAGACGGUAGCCGUGGCGGAGGGGGAGAAGACCCGCCUCUCGUGCACCGUGGACGCCCAGCCUGAGGACGACCUCGCCUUCACUUGGGUCUUCAACAAUACUCUCGACACCGUGGAGGUCGAGGACGACUCCUUCGCCGUGCUCCCAGGCCUUAGCAUCCUCGAUUAUACCCCAAGGUCAGGACGGGACUACGGGACACUCUCCUGCUGGGCCACCAAUGAGGUGGGGACCCAGGCUGACCCUUGCAAGUUUACCGUCGUCGAAGCUGGGCCCCCAGAGCCAGUGGGGAACUGUGUGCUGGUGAACCUGACGCUAGGGAGCCUGGAGGUGGGCUGCACUCCGGGUAACGACGGAGGGCUGCCGCAGCGGUUCGUGGCCCGCGUGUACGCCUCCCCGACCCACACCCUCCUGGCUACUAUGGAAGAGGACGCCCCCAGGUUCCAGGUGGGAGGGUUGACCCCGGGUCAGGACUACCUCAUCACCAUCACCGCCGUCAACGCCAAGGGCGCCAGCCCGCCUGAGGAGAUCGAUGCGGUGCGCCUCAAGGUGGCGGAGAAGCGGAUGGGGGAGGUGGCGGGGCCGCCCGUGUCCCCGUUGGUGGGCGUGUUCCUGGGGCUGGUGGGCGCCUUCCUCCUGCUGCUGAUGCUGGUCGUCGUCCUCACCCGGGCCAGGUCCAACAGAUGCAGGUGCUGGAGCAGCCGAGGUGAUGGUGAAGGUAUAGUGACCUCCGGCACCUCACCCCAGCCCCCCACCACCACCACGCCCACCUCUGUCCACGCCCACGUCAUCAGCCACGCCCACACCAGGAGCCUUCACGACGACAACUGCAGCGAGAGAGCAGCACCCGAUGUACUCAGGACAAUUAAUGAAACAGCUGAACUUUUGGACACCCAGAUAUGUCCUGAGAUAAUACCAGCCCGUGUCCCACCACCGCCUUAUUCACGCUCUCAGACGGUACCGGAGGAGUCGCUGCAGAUGGCGCCACUGGUCCCCACUACUACCUCGACUGCUAGUGUUGGGGCGGCAGGACUGGCCCUCUACCGGGACACGGGCAGCCCGCUCCACCUCCUUCAUGACGAGAGCUUCGUGUAGGCGCGGCCCUCCUCCCCUCCUCUGCCCUCACGCCCACCUCCCCACCCGCCACUGUUUUAUACAGGAUGAAGACGGACCGAGGCGCUGAGGGGGGAGGAGGUGGAGUGUGCGGCGUUGGAAGCGCGUGUGCGCACCUGUACAGGAUGACGGUGACGGAGGAGGUGACGACAAGUGUCCAGACGGGCAGGUGUUGGGCCUCCUGGCGGGUAGGUGGGUGGCCGCCCGCCCCGGCCCGCCCCACGCCACCCAUGCACACACACACGACCGCCUCGCUCUCUCUACCACCUGUGUCGCUCCUGAUGUGUCCAGCAGGCUGGCCAAGUGGGAACGCUGCCGUGUACCACCUCGCAAGAUGGGAAGGCGGCUAACAAAAAUCUGCCAAUUUGAAAGCAGAAAGAAAUGUAUAUUGUCAAGUUAAGUCAUAAAAAUACUGUAUCAACACCACUAAAGCUGAAAGGUCGGUAGGGUGAAGGGGCCACCGAAUAUACCAGAUGAUUUAACAAAUUUAUUUUUAUCAGGUUCAGAAGAUCUGUGUAACACGGUUAGAGGCGGGGGGGGGUAAUAGGCAUGUGUACUGAUGGCCGUGUACACUGCUCUGUAUUUAGAGGUGUACAUGUGGUUACUUCCUUGUGUGGUACAGUAAUAAGACGUUGACCAAGAUCCGGCUAUAGGGAGUUUCAAGACAAACUCCCUCCCAGGACUGGACAAGAAUUGUUGUAAGUGAACCAACAGGGGCUGAACUGAGCUAACAGAAGCUACAAACAAAAUUACACCAAAAAAUACCAGGAGCCUUGAUGAGAUAUUGUGGAAGAUGUAUAGCAAGGAGACAAAAAGGAAGAAAGGAGGAAGGAGGUGUAGACGACGCCUGGCAGUCAACACAACUGUGAUAAGGCACCGUCCAUGCCAUACCUGUUGCCCCUCACCCCCCCCCCUCAUCUAGCUUUUGUUUUAUUUAGUAAUGAUGACACAGCCGAAGGCACUGUUGGCAGCUGAUUCCCAGUAGCGAGUCAAGAGGGGUGACCAAACAGAAUCCAAAUUUAUUUUAUUUUAUUUUUAUUUUAUUUUUUAUUUAUAUAUAUACAAGAAGGUACAUUGGGAUUGUGAGGAUACAUAGCAUAGUAAUUACAAUCUUGUAAAGCGGUAACUUUAUUCGUAACUGAUGCAAAUCAUUGUAAUAUUGGCUUUACCACCACCAUUACACAUUUCGUUGUGUACAUACAUUUCCAAAUGUCCAGUGUUGUAGUCUUGUACUUAAUGAACAUGUUGUAAAUGGCUCAGUAAAAGGUAAUAAUGCUAGCAUUAUGGA